Messenger RNA from Tetranychus urticae (two-spotted spider mite), 2241 nucleotides. It is a transcript of the gene MED17, whose product is annotated as mediator complex subunit 17. NCBI's taxonomy places the organism in Eukaryota, Metazoa, Arthropoda, Arachnida, Trombidiformes, Tetranychidae. Gene Ontology annotation, biological process: regulation of transcription by RNA polymerase II. The record is from RefSeq and is a predicted model, not a curated record. Gene Ontology annotation, molecular function: transcription coregulator activity. Gene Ontology annotation, cellular component: core mediator complex; mediator complex.
UUUUGAAUGAAACAUAUUUUUAAAGAUUGAUGUCAAAACAACCUUUUAUAACAUUUUGAAAUCAUUUGAAAACGUUAAUUGUAUUAAUCAAUUUAAUUGUCAUAUUUUCGUUCCUGUUUCAAUACAUUUAGCAUCUGCAAAUUUGAAUUAUUUUGUAAAUAAACAAACAAAUUUCUCAGUGCUCUCUAAAGAUGUCUUCACAAUUUAAUGUACCCGUUAGCAUUGAAAUUACAGAUGAGUAUGCGGUACAAGAAGUGACUUAUGAUGGCCAAGAGAAAUAUCAAUCCCCCUUAACUAUGUCCGAGAAUUUAGCUCGUAUGGUUCAGCGGAUUGAUUUUAAUUCAAUUGAGAGUGAAGAAGACAAUGAUGAUACCUCCGAAACUAAAGAAUCGCCUUCUCUCGCGGCACCUCAAUGGCCUUGGGAAUCAGCUCGAAAUAAAAUUCGCAGUGCAUUAACUGAAAUACAUGUUCUGGAAGAUGUUCUCAAUAUAGCCAAAGAAAAAAAAUAUCUUGUUCUUGAUCCUGUUUCUCAAGACUCUGUUGACACAAAACCAAUUGUCAGUCUGGUUGCUAAAAAGAAAGCUUUCGCUGUUGCCGCAUCAAUUAUCAUGAGCGGAGCUGAUAGAAUCAAGCAGAGUAAAAAUGAUGCAUCUCGAAGUCAAACAUCUGACUUUCAUUCUGAGCUUAUGCAGAUGAGACAAAGUUGGAGAUUGAGGCGAGCCGGUAACUCUAUAAUUGGUGAUCUUAGCUAUCGAUCAGCUGGUUCAUGGUAUCCUCACCCAGGAAAUUUUGAGGUAACCAAGAAUGAAGAUCCACCAAAAACGCAAGCAUCUCCAAAUCAAUCGAGCAACUCACCUAUUGGACCAGGACCCAAACAGAGUGCAUUAAAGGUUAAAAUUCCGAGUGAUCUUGAGGGUGUAGCUUACAUACAUGUAUGUGUUCAAGAAGGCCGGAAUGAACUCGAUGACGACCCUAUCAAACCUGUCAUUGACCUAGAGGCUCUCUCGAAAAUUGAAUUAACUUGGCAACAGAAGCUUGAAAAUGCUCAGAAUGUGCUUUUCUGUAAGGAAUUGUUCGCCAAGCUUGCCCAAGAGGCAGUGCAAGUUCAAUUUCCUAUUCCAACUAUAGUUAAUAGUAAUGUAAUUAUUGCAACUUUAUUUCCUGGAAUUCAACUAAAUAUUGGAUUAGUUCAUUUAACUCCACCAAAAAAGAAGCGAAAAUUUGGUAAAUUUGAGAAUCACGAAAUUGCAGAGAAAAAUAAUGAAUCCGUGAAGUUCCCUCAUAAGCAUGUAUUAGAGCAUACUUUACAUCAGUUACUCCGAGAGAUUCAUUACAACGCUCUUCAUCAUCCAAUGCCUCAUCCAACAACAGCGACUUUAGGUUUGAGUCGUCUAAGAUAUUUUGCUGGACCAGAAGCCUAUGAUCGCCAUGUACUCACCGAAUCGUGUAAAAAUGAAACCAUGUUAGAACAAAUAAUUGCUCAAGCCCAACAUUUUGUUCUCCGUGAUCAAGCUUUAAAAACUAUUGACGAUCUUUCUAAAGAAAUCAAGGAAGCUAUUAUUAUUGUACAUUGUUUAUGUUUGAAUAGUCCUAUUCGUAGUUGUAUCAAAAUUGUUAUUGUUUCAAGUGGCUACGAAUCUCUCAAUCGUACUCCAGUAACCAUUCACGUUAGUUCUAAAAACAUGACCAUUAUCUGCCGAGAAGGUAAAAAGUAUACUUUACACUAUGAUGUCGGAUUACUUCGAGAAACAUUGCUGAGCAUUAUUUCUCAUCAUCAUUUGUCAACAAUUCAAAAUUUAUGCAAAUUAAUGGGAUGGAGAUGCAUUUCAUACACAAGUAAUUGUGGAAUCGGCUCUAUAGAACAAAUCGGAACAGCUUCAUCACUUUUGAUUGCUUCACCAAACGAUGAGAGAGUCAUUUCUAUCCGACAUGGACCAACAUCUGGAGCUGUAGUUGCUGUUUCAACUAAUCCAAGGGAUCAAGAUUUCUAUCCAAGUUCAAUUAUUCGUGAUCGUAAAUGGCAAAAUAUCCAGUCUAAUUAUAAAUCAAUCGAUUUAACGAAAAUGCCAGGUAAAAACUUAAUCAACAAAAUCGAGACUCUUAUGUCUUUUGCAAAAGGUUGAAUCUGCAGCUUCGAACUUGACCUUUUCUGAACAAAUAUUUAUCUAAAUUUCCAUUCUUUAUAAAGCUCUUUUUUUGUAAAUAAAUAUUUUGUGAAAAACAUAUUUUAAUCAUCACAAA